Rotaria socialis is the source of this 957-nucleotide messenger RNA. NCBI's taxonomy places the organism in Eukaryota, Metazoa, Rotifera, Eurotatoria, Philodinida, Philodinidae. The record is from the annotation of a GenBank genome assembly.
AUGCAAUAUACUGUUGGUUUUAUUCUCCUUGUUGUACUAAUUUUUCAUUGUAUUGACAAAACUUAUGGCCAUGGCUACUUAGCUGACCCACCGGCGCGUAGUUCAGCUUGGUUAAUGGAUCGUGAUUUUCGAGCAUGUUGCACAUAUUAUGAGCAUACACAAAUGUUUUGCGGAGGAAUUAAUCAUCAAUGGAGUGUUAAUGGAGGCAAAUGCUCAAUAUGUGGCGAAGCUUACGAUCAAAAAACUAAACUAUUUGAUAAAGGUGGUGAAAAAUAUUUGGGUAAAAUUGUUCGAACCUAUACUCAAGGCUCUGUAAUAUCUGUAACCGUUAUUUUAACAGCAAAUCAUUUGGGCCUAUUCGAAUUCCGUGUAUGUAGCAUUGAUGAUGAUUCGAGUAAAGAUGCUACACAAAGUUGUCUUGAUUUGAACGUCUUGAACACGACAGACGGAUUAACACAAUAUCGAAUUCCUUCAAGUCUUUCUACUGUACAACUUCAGCUUAGAUUACCAGCUCAACUUGUAUGUAAACAUUGUGUAUUUCAAUGGAAAUAUCAAACGGGGAACAGUUGGGGAGUAUCGAACGGCAGAGGUUGUCUUGGUUGUGGAAAAGAAAAUGAAGAGUUUUAUGGAUGUUCAGAUGUUGCCAUUAUUGGUCGAGAUGAAUCAAUUGUUAGUUCAACAACAGUAGCAAUAGCGAGUAAUUUUACUACUGCGAGAGAAACAGAUACCAUAGCAAGUACUACUACUACGACGACGACGACGAAAGAUAUGAUGACAGAAUCUCUUAACUGUACAUCGAUAAUUAAGUUUAGUCGAUCAUUUGAUAUUAGUGUUGUUAUGGAAAAAUACUGUGAAACCGUUUGUGCAAAUAAUUGUUCUUUGGAGAAGAAAAUUGGUGAUGAGAAGCUUUACAAUAGUUGCGCAGAGUCAUGUAAUAAGUUAUGUGUUUGUCAGUAA